CCACCACCAUCAUCUUCAUCAUCAUCAUCAGUCUUCACGUUGUAGUGCAGACUGCGCAUGCGCCCGGCAUUGGAAUUACCGCACUGGCAAGAAUAAGUUGUAGCUCGUCUUGUCUUCUGCAAAAGGAGGCUAGGAAAAAAAAAAAAACACACGCCAUCAAAAGACGCGAGUAUGGCGGUGUUAAGAAGAAGGUGGUGGUGCUUUUGUGUCUGGGUGUUCCCCCUCGUAGUGGCCGUGGUGUGCGCACAAAGUGUCGGUGUGAAUGAUCCGAGCAAUAUGCCGUUGGUUAAAGAGACGGUGGACAGGCUGUUGACAGGUUAUGAUAUUCGUCUCAGGCCAGAUUUCGGAGGUGCGCCAGUGGGAGUGGGCAUGAAUAUUGACAUCGCCAGCAUAGACAUGGUGUCUGAAGUCAAUAUGGACUACACUUUGACCAUGUACUUCCAGCAGGCCUGGCGAGAUAAGCGCUUGUCCUAUUCGGAGAUUCCCCUCAACCUGACCUUAGAUAACCGCGUGGCCGACCAGCUGUGGGUGCCUGACACCUACUUCCUCAACGACAAGAAGUCUUUCGUCCACGGCGUCACUGUGAAGAACAGAAUGAUCCGACUGCACCCGGAUGGCACUGUGCUCUACGGUCUGAGGAUCACCACGACAGCUGCUUGUAUGAUGGACCUCAGAAGGUAUCCACUGGAUGAGCAAAACUGCACAUUGGAAAUUGAGAGUUAUGGUUACACAACUGACGACAUUGAGUUUUACUGGCGAGGAGGCAACAAGGCCGUGACUGGCGUGGACAAGAUUGAAUUACCACAGUUCUCCAUCGUGGAUCACAAACUCAUCUCCAAGAAUGUCGUCUUCUCUACAGGAUCUUAUCCCCGCCUGUCGUUAAGUUUUAAGCUGAAGCGAAACAUCGGAUACUUCAUCCUGCAAACGUAUAUGCCUUCAAUCCUCAUCACCAUUCUCUCCUGGGUCUCCUUUUGGAUCAACUAUGAUGCAUCUGCUGCCAGAGUUGCUCUAGGUAUUACCACGGUGCUGACUAUGACCACCAUCAACACCCAUCUGAGAGAAACGCUUCCCAAAAUCCCCUACGUCAAAGCCAUUGACAUGUACCUCAUGGGUUGCUUCGUCUUUGUCUUUCUGGCCUUACUGGAGUACGCAUUGGUCAACUACAUCUUCUUUGGUCGGGGCCCUCAGCGUCAGAAAAGGGCCGCCGAGAAGACGGCUACAGCCAACAAUGAAAAAAUGCGAAUGGACCCAAACAAGUGGCUGGUGGGCAACGUCGUUGGCCGAGAUGACACUUUGUACGCCAGGAUGAAACAACGGGAUCUCGACGGUCACGACUCAAUGUGGGAACCUAUCUUUAUGGACGACGGUGCAAUCGGACUCGGCGACCAAAAGAAUAAGAUGGACCCACAUGAAAACAUCUUGCUGAGUACUUUGGACAUCAAGAACGACAUGGGAAUUUCAGAGCUGGCUUUGGGUCUGAAUGACCCGCGGAACACCAUGCUAACGUACGACAGCUCUACCCUUCAGUACCGCAAAGCAGGGCUGGCCCGCCACAAUUUUGGCCGAAACACGUUGGAGCGCCACAUGACUCAGAAGAAGAGUCGACUACGGAGGCGCACCUCGCAGCUCAAGAUCAACAUUCCAGACUUGACCGACGUCAACUCCAUAGACAAAUGGUCGCGGAUGAUCUUCCCAACUGUCUUCUCCUUUUUCAACAUUAUUUACUGGCUUUAUUAUGUCAACUAAAACAGUCAACUAAAACAUUUUGCUAAAUAAUUCUUUUUUUUUUUUUUUUUUUAUUAUUUACGUGAGUUACUUUUGUGUCUCGUGACAUGGACCAACGUAUCACAGCCAGGAUCGCAUACGUCAUAUCUUUGAAUAUCACAUCUGCUGAUCACACACAAAAGGGAGAUGAACAUAAAAGGUGCCUGCUCUAAAGUCAUUGUUUUGUUUUCUUGGAAUUACACAUUGUGAUUUAUGUUUUUUCAUAUACUGUACAUAUAUAUUUUUGGUAUAUAUAUUUCAGUUAAUUCACUUAUUGCCAAAAGUUAUAUAGAAGUAGAAUUGUUGAAUUUAAAUUGUUUUACUGUCUGUUUUGUUUAAAACUGGUGAAACAUGUGCAUUUAUUAUUUUUACUUUGCAAUAUUUUUUUUAAUUAUAUUAUAUCAAUUAAUAGUGAAGUGACAUUAAUGAUUAGAUUUAAUUUGCUAGGCGGUAUUUAGUAUGUCCCCUAAAAUAAUCAAAACGAGCCGUUUAAUUUCUAUGAAAUAGUACUGUACAAAUUGUGUCAUACAUAAAAGCACAAAUAUCAGCUAAUGACAUUCUUUUCCUUAUUGUGCUUAAAAAUCUUUGUUUACUUCUAGCUGAUGAUUAACUGUAAGACCACAAAAGAUAACCAUAUAUUGUAAUUUAAAGCAAAUAGAUAUUUGUGUACUUUAGAUUAUCUUCGUUGUAGUUAGUGGUCUAGAAAAUGGAUUUUACAAAACAUUUUUGCACACAAAAUCUUAAAAGCCAUAAAGGCUGCACCAUGGUUCGAGUGCUGGUGCUUGUAAAGUUUAUAAAAUGGACUUAAGCUACAUACCAAC
Molecule: messenger RNA, 2585 nt
Organism: Syngnathus acus (greater pipefish)
Lineage: Eukaryota; Metazoa; Chordata; Actinopteri; Syngnathiformes; Syngnathidae
Product: gamma-aminobutyric acid receptor subunit beta-2
Exons: 10
Coding region: 172-1746 (524 amino acids)
Biological process (GO): regulation of membrane potential; monoatomic ion transmembrane transport; signal transduction
Cellular component (GO): neuron projection; synapse; GABA-A receptor complex
Molecular function (GO): GABA-A receptor activity; extracellular ligand-gated monoatomic ion channel activity; neurotransmitter receptor activity
Source: RefSeq, a predicted model, not a curated record